Meriones unguiculatus (Mongolian gerbil) is the source of this 5130-nucleotide messenger RNA. It is a transcript of the gene Rbm47, whose product is annotated as RNA binding motif protein 47. The record is from RefSeq and is a predicted model, not a curated record. Lineage: Eukaryota; Metazoa; Chordata; Mammalia; Rodentia; Muridae. Gene Ontology annotation, molecular function: mRNA binding. Gene Ontology annotation, cellular component: nucleus. The transcript is spliced from 7 exons. The coding region runs from base 624 to 2396 and encodes 590 amino acids.
CGCAGCCGCCCCGCAGCCAGCUCCGACGACCCAGCCCAGCCGGCCGCCGCCGAGCUCCGGGACCCCGAGAAGCCGGGCUCUGGGCUUGGGGGGGAGUCUCUCUCCGCAGGUCGCUCUGGUUGAGAAAUUGUGACAAACUGGAAUUCCCAGAGCCCGGCAGAGUUAAAGCCUAGAGCGAUCUGUUGCUUUAAGCCGCUCGCACGGUGGGGAGUAGCUUGGAGACUCUUUAAUUUGGUUUGUCUAGUUAAAAAGGGGGCUGCCAGCGAAGAUGUUAUAGGUGACCCCCUAGCCUUGUAGAACGCCACCGGGCUGUGAGUGGUGUUAAUUUCUGAAGUGGGCGACGCCAAGCACUUACGGAAGCCCAGGUAACCAAGACGUUAGAAGAACGGUUUGCUCCCUGCUACCCAGCCUCACUCGCCAUUCCCCAGCUCACUGACGCUUGGUUUGCCUCAAAGGACACUUCAAGAACUGAACAGAGGAAUCCCAAGAGAGCUGCCUGAAUCUGCCUGUGUUUUCUUCUUCUGCCUUCCAUAUAAAGAACCGGGACCCAUCGAAUUGGUGACUUUUGGACCCAUCGAAUUGGUGACUUUUGAUUUCCACCAACUGUGGAUGCCUUUGACAUUAUGACCGCAGAAGAUUCCACCACAGCCAUGAACAGCGAUCCAACCGUGGGGUCCUCCUCCAAGGUGCCGGAGGGCGUGGCAGGCGCGCCCAACGAGGCUGCGCUCUUGGCGCUGAUGGAGCGCACCGGCUACAGCAUGGUGCAGGAGAAUGGGCAGCGCAAGUACGGGGGGCCCCCGCCCGGCUGGGAGGGCCCGCAUCCCCAGCGCGGCUGUGAGGUCUUCGUGGGCAAGAUCCCACGGGACGUGUACGAAGAUGAGCUGGUGCCUGUGUUUGAGACGGUAGGCCGCAUCUACGAGCUGCGCCUCAUGAUGGAUUUCGAUGGGAAGAACCGGGGCUAUGCCUUCGUCAUGUACUGCCACAAGCACGAGGCCAAGCGAGCUGUUCGCGAGCUCAACAACUAUGAGAUCCGCCCGGGCCGCCUGCUGGGCGUGUGCUGCAGCGUGGACAACUGCCGCCUCUUCAUCGGUGGCAUCCCCAAGAUGAAGAAGCGCGGGGAGAUCUUGGAGGAGAUCGCCAAGGUCACCGAGGGCGUGCUCAACGUGAUCGUGUACGCCAGCGCGGCAGACAAGAUGAAAAACCGAGGCUUCGCCUUCGUGGAGUAUGAGAGCCAUCGCGCCGCCGCCAUGGCGCGUCGCAAGCUCAUGCCAGGUCGCAUCCAGCUGUGGGGCCACCAGAUCGCCGUGGACUGGGCCGAGCCGGAGAUCGACGUGGACGAGGACGUGAUGCAGACGGUGAAGAUCCUCUACGUGCGCAACCUCAUGAUCGAUACCACCGAGGAGACCAUCAAGAGGAGCUUCGGCCAGUUCAACCCGGGCUGCGUGGAGAGGGUCAAGAAGAUCCGCGACUACGCCUUCGUGCACUUCACCAGCCGCGAGGAUGCCGUCCACGCCAUGAACAACCUCAACGGCACGGAGCUGGAGGGCUCCUGCUUGGAGGUCACCCUGGCCAAGCCUGUGGACAAGGAGCAGUACUCCCGCUACCAGAAGGCAGCCAAGGGCGGUGGCGGCUCGGCCGAGGCGGUGGCCCAGCAGCCCAGCUAUGUGUACUCCUGUGACCCCUACACUUUGGCCUACUAUGGCUACCCCUACAAUGCGCUCAUCGGGCCCAACAGAGACUACUUCGUAAAAACAGGCAGCGUAAGAGGCCGAGGGCGAGGCGCAGCUGGAAACAGAGCCCCGGGGCCCAGGGGUUCCUACCUCGGAGGAUAUUCUGCUGGCCGUGGUAUAUAUAGCCGAUAUCACGAAGGCAAAGGCAAACAGCAAGAAAAAGGAUAUGAACUUGUGCCGAAUUUGGAAAUCUCUGCUGUCAAUCCAGUUGCCAUUAAACCUGGCACAGUGGCCAUCCCUGCCAUCGGUGCCCAGUACUCCAUGUUCCAGGCAGCCCCAGCCCCUAAGAUAAUUGAAGACGGCAAGAUCCACACAGUGGAACACAUGAUCAGCCCCAUUGCUGUGCAGCCCGACCCCGCCGCCGCCGCUGCCGCCGCCGCUGCCGCCGCCGCCGCCGCUGUCAUUCCCUCGGUAUCCACACCGCCACCUUUCCAGGGCCGUCCGAUAACUCCCGUGUACACGGUGGCACCGAAUGUUCCGAGAAUCCCCGCGGCGGGCAUCUACGGGGCCAGCUACGUGCCCUUCGCUGCUCCAGCCACCGCCACCAUCGCCACACUACAGAAGAACGCUGCGGCCGCCGUGUACGGGGGCUACGCCGGCUACAUACCUCAGGCCUUCCCCGCUGCUCUCCAGGUGCCCAUCCACGACGUCUACCAGACUUACUGAGACCCAGGGACCGGAGCCAAGGCAAGCCACCAAACACCGCUGAAGGAACACUUUAUUAUUUAUGAAGAAAGUAACGUGUCGGAUUGGCACACGUGGGAAACCUGCAAGUGAAGAAUGUUAUCGAGUAUCACACAGAAAUAUUUUCUAUCAAAUGAAGUUUUCACGCGUUUUUGUUUUGUUUUUUUAAAGACUUCUCAACUUAGCAGGCCCGCGUUCAUACAUUUCCAAGAGACUUUUGAUGCCUCAAGUCUUAACACCAUCUUUUAAAAUUUGUACGCUCUACUGCAUUUGUACAGAGGUUUGGUUUUGUUUUUUUUUUAAGGAUAUAUUUUCAGUAUGAAGGUUAUUUUCUUAACUUCUGCACUCCAGAGUUUUCUAUUUUGUAGGACCUUUCAAAAAUAUAUCAGCUAUAUAUAUAAAUAUAUAUAUAUAUCAAAAAAGCACACCCUCGCAUCUAGGGAACUAUUUUGAAAACUAUAUUCAAUAUUUAAAGACACAAACUGUAGUGCUACAUAAAAUAUUAUUUUAUUUUCAAGGUGAUGCUGGAAAGUGCAAUUUUAAAACGAGUAAGAGUCUCUGCUGUAUUUUCACUGGCAUUAAGGGCUGAUAUUGCCAUGUAUCUUCAUGUUUUCUGGUUUUGGGGGUUGGGGGUCAGUUUGCUUUGGUUUGUUUUUUAUUAACAGUCUGUUCUUAAGCCAACAUGGAAGAGACUCAUCACACCCAGAGUCCCAACACUGGACAGCUCUCACCUGCCCUCAUUACCUUGGUCUUUAUUGUUAACUAUGUCCCGCCCCCCUUUCCCUAUCUCCAGUCAAGUCUGGCACAUCUCAGAAAAAUGGAUAAUUCUGCUAGAGAAGACAGCUGAUGCCUUUUAUACUUCUUCCUGGGAUUGUGUUAUGGUCUUUUUAUUUUGGUUUGUUUGGGGAGGUGUUACCUUCUAUAUGUGUUUUCGGUAGCAGAAUACCCAUAAGGACCAGAUUUUAACAUGUUUGCCAACCACAUCUUUGCAUAUUGUUCAGUAUGAAACUUUUUCAUUGUUCAGUAUGAAACUUUACCUUCCUAGUGCUUUGAUUUUUUUUUUUUUUCCUUUUUUGAAGUCCGAGUUUUUAGAGACAAAGAAUGUAUGUGAUUAUGGAGAAGACCUUCAAGACUUGUCAACAGGGAGUUAAGCUUCUAGCCGCCUUCUUGGGUUCCCUACAGAAUGGCUGCUGUCAUCAGGGGUGUGGGAGCACCAUGUUUGUUGAUCAGGGUUUCCCUGGGUGGCUCUGCAUUUGGUAGGCGAACGUGGGGUGCACACAUCCAGGAGGGCUCUGUAGGAGUUCAAGGGGAGUUUGUAAAUAACUUCUGACACUUGCUUAUAGUCCUUUUGUGUUGCCAGGGUUCACAGCCUGCCUGUAGUGUAAUGCGAAAUGCAGCCAUUUUAUUUUGAUGUUAUUAAAAGUGUUUGGGGUUUUGUUUUGGUUUUGGUGUUUUGGCAGUAAAUACACAGAUGCAGUGUUUUGUGCCCAUUUAAAGGCUUUUCUUUGGCAGAGUAAAUGUAGAGUACAGUAAAAGGCUACUAUUGUCAUUUGUUUUAUGAAUUAUGUCAACCUGCAUCUUUUUAAAAGGCUCAAUCAAGAAUGUGAGGAGGGCAACAAGGUAACAGAUACACAGUUGUAUUUUAUGUUGUAGCAGAGCCCAUCAAAAUCUUUCUUCCCACAAGAGUUUUGCUAUCAGGAUUAACUCCUUUGGUUUUUCAAGACAGGGUUUCUCUGUGUAGCCCUGGCUACCCUGGACUCGGCUUGUAGACCAGAUAUCAAACUCAAACUCAAACUCACAGAUAUCCCCCUGCCACUGCCUCCUUGAGCGCUGGCAUCACAGGCAUGCACCACCUCGCCUAGCUCAGGCAUAACUCUUAUUUGAGGAUUAAUACUAGGACCAUGCCCUUCACAAAUGCUCUUAGAUAGUUGUUUAAUUUUUUUUCUCUUUUCUUUAAAUUAAGAGAUCCCCAACUGUCUUUUUUUUCCCUUUAUCUUGAUGGGAUGGAUUUUUAUAUAUAAGAAAUAUUUAUAAUUAUUUAACUGUUCUAUGAAAUCGUGCCUGCUAAGGCCUCCAGGCCUUCCUUCUCAUCCUUGUUGAAUGGCGCGAAGCAGCUGUGCAGUGUCUGAGGAGCCACCCAGGAAGUCGAACCCACACAGGCACGUUGGGAUGAGCGGCCCCAUAAAAAGGCAACUUGUAUCAGGUCCCUUGAACUUGGGGGAAAGAAAAAGUGCUUUCUUUCCCCGCCAAGGACUGAGCCAGAGGUCCUUAAUGAAACACUGACCCCCACGUCCUUACUAUAUUUUACAAGUGCCUAGAAAAUAUUUGCAAAGGUAAUCAUCAUCAUCAUCAAAUAAUAAUAAAGGAAAAAAUGCACUAACUUAACAUGGCAACUACCUUAAAAUACAAGUGUUGGUGGCAGCUGGGAAAGGUCAGCGGUCCUGCCGUAUGUGGUCUUGCCUGCUCCUAUUGUUUCACAACCAUUUCAUGUACACUACUGAGGUAAGUUUAUAACUUGAAAUGUGAACUUUUUUUUUUUUUUUUUUUAGGAUUAAGAACAAACUAAUAUAAAAGUUUUUAAAAGUUUUAGAGUCUGGGUUUUAGACAUGCUACUAGUUUAGUUUUUAGCUUCGUAUUUGAAAAGCUUUUUGGAUCUUGCUGCAUUUACAGUGCAUUCUGAAGAUGUAUGUGGUAAAUAAAGCUUUCUUUAAAGCAA